This is a messenger RNA of Vitrella brassicaformis, 960 nucleotides long. The record is from the annotation of a GenBank genome assembly. NCBI's taxonomy places the organism in Eukaryota, Vitrellaceae.
CGACACACACCAAGGCACACGUAGCCCAGCCAGCCGCACAUAAACCACGCAGCAUCUCCCUCUCCCUCUCCCUCUGUCCGCCCUACGUCACGUCAGCUUUCCACACUCUGAUAUAUCCACCAGCACACCACUCUCAACGACGAGUACUGAUUCGCCGACCCCAUGUGCUGUGUCCUCGCAUCAAUCACACACGGCACGCCUUCUCGAUAGCAGUACCACACCUCCUCCCUCUCCUCUUUCUCCUUUCGCCCCGCCGCCUCGUCCGCCCGGUGGUCCGUCACGUAGUCGAGGUGCGAGCCAAGCCUGAUGCCCAAUGGGCCCGUCGAUCUGUCGAACGUGUCAAGCGACAUCAACACGGUGAACUCUCCCGCGUCGCCGUCUGCGUGCCACUCAAUCUCUGAGCCACCAGGCAGAGUAAGUGAGAGGCCGGUCUCGGAGAGGACGAGCGUCCGUUCGCUGCCGAGAGCUGCCUGGAGGAUGUCUGGGAUGCCUGCCGUCUGCAUGAACUCCGCCAUAGCCUCGUGCUGGGGCGACUCAUCCGACAAGUGGACAUUUUUCCUCAGCCGGCCGCACUCAGGCAUCCGCACAACGCCCAGGUCGUCGAGAUCCAAAUAGACAUCGUCCUCAGCAGGCCGCCAGUGGCCCUCAAUAGCAGUAAUCAGACCACCAAGAGAGCGGCGCAGAUCUAUCAGAGCGUCGUGUCCGACGACACUGGGCAGAAUGACGACGCCGUGUUGCCGAAGCUUGUCCACACAUUCUUCAACCUGAGGAUGGAGUCCAGCCACCUCAAGCUGAUCCAUCUCCCGAGAUGUCGUGGCUUCUCGCCGCUGGCAACUCAGAGAAAGAUCAAUCCCGCUGGCGGUUUCUGGAGAGAUCUGGAGCUCCUGGGAGACAGAACCACCCCUUCCUCUCUCCUUUCGUUGCUUGGCGCCUGGGCUGGCGCCAGCCGUCCUCUUUUCC